This is a messenger RNA of Ostreococcus lucimarinus CCE9901, 393 nucleotides long. RefSeq lists its product with no specific name. The coding region runs from base 1 to 393 and encodes 130 amino acids. NCBI's taxonomy places the organism in Eukaryota, Viridiplantae, Chlorophyta, Mamiellophyceae, Mamiellales, Bathycoccaceae. The transcript has a single exon. Gene Ontology annotation, molecular function: proton transmembrane transporter activity. The record is from RefSeq and is a predicted model, not a curated record. Gene Ontology annotation, biological process: proton motive force-driven ATP synthesis.
AUGACGCUCGCGAAUCGGACGCUCGACGCCGCGCGCCGCGCGCGCGCCGCCGCGUCGCGCGCCGCGAGCGCGACGUACGACGCGAUCGCGCCCGAGGUGAUCGCGCGGUACGAGAAAACCAUGGCGGCGAACGCCGAGUACGUCGUGCGAGACCCGGCGCGGGCGAAGCGACUGGGACGCGAGUUCGUGUACACGAACCUGGCGCGGCUGCCGCGGGCGAUCGAGGCGGCGACGGCGGAGGCGGCGGCGGCGAGGGCGACGGCGGCGCGAGCGCGAGCGGGCGAGGCGGACGUGGCGACGAUCGGGACGGCGGUGGUGUUCGCGGCGGAGGUGUACGCGUGGUUUUGCGUGGGGGAGAUCGUGGGACGGGGAGGGAAGCUGACGGGGUACUAG